Molecule: messenger RNA, 1845 nt
Organism: Malassezia restricta
Lineage: Eukaryota; Fungi; Basidiomycota; Malasseziomycetes; Malasseziales; Malasseziaceae
Product: vacuolar protein sorting-associated protein 45
Exons: 1
Coding region: 1-1845 (614 amino acids)
Biological process (GO): vesicle-mediated transport; intracellular protein transport
Cellular component (GO): Golgi membrane
Source: RefSeq, a predicted model, not a curated record
AUGGAUGUGUGCCAGGCCGUCUCGGCGUACGUCGAGCGCAUGGUCAAGGAGGUGCGCGGCAUGAAGAUGCUGCUCCUCGACGACCACACGACGCCCACCAUGUCCGCGACGUUCACGCAGUCCGCCCUCCUCGAGCACGAGGUGUACCUGACCGACAAACUCAGCCACCGCCCACGCGAGCGGAUGCACCACCUGCAGUGCCUCGUGUACGUGCGCCCGUGCCCGGCGUCGAUACACGCGCUGUGCCAGGAGCUGCUCUCGCCCAAAUACGGCGCCUACUGGCUCUACUUCAGCAACGUCGUCGCGAAGCACGACAUCGAGGCCCUGGCCGAGGCCGAUCAGCACCAGCUCGUCCAGGCCGUCCAGGAGUUCUUCUCCGACUACGUGCCCGUGACGGCGUCGCACUUCACGCUGCAGUACGACGUGCCGCCCCACCGCCUCUGGGGCUCGCACCUCGUGCAGUGGGACCCCGACGCCUUCGAGCACCACACCAGUGCGCUGCUCUCCCUCCUCCUCAGCCUCAAAAAGAAACCCGUCGUGCGCUACGAGCGCAUGAGCGCGCUCGCCCGCAAGCUCGCCGACGAGCUCGUCACGCGCAUGAACGACUCCCACGCGUCGCUCUUCGACUUCCGCCGCACGGACGUGCCGCCGCUCCUCCUCGUGCUCGACCGCCGCAACGAUCCCGUCACGCCUCUCCUGACGCAGUGGACGUACCAGGCGAUGGUGCAUGAGCUCCUCGGUAUCCACAACGGGCGCACCGUCAUGCACACCGAGCACGGCCCGCAGGAGAUCGUGCUCUCCGUCGACCACGACCCGUUCUUCGCCGCCAACUUGUACGACAACUUGGGCGAUCUCGGCGCCUCGAUCAAGGACUACGUCGUCCAGUUCCAGGCGCAGUCCGCGUCCAACUCAAGCAUCGAGACCGUGCAGGACAUGAAGCGCUUCAUCGAGCAAUACCCCGAGUUUCAGCGCCUGCGCGGCAACGUCAGCAAACACGUCGCCCUGCUCGGCGAGCUCAGCCAGCUCGUCGACACACACCACCUCCUCGAAGUCAGCGAGCUCGAACAGAGCCUCGCAAGCAACGAGAACCACACCACAGACCUGCGCAACGUGCAGACGCUCAUCGGCUCAGAACGCAUCCGCCCCGACGCCAAGCUCCGCCUCGCUAUGCUGUACGCACUGCGGUACCAAAAGUGGUCCGGCAACCGCAUCGACGCCGUCGUCCAGCAGCUCAUCGACGCAGGCGUCCAGGACGUCGCCCUCGUCUACGUCAUGCUCAACCUAUGCGGCGCCGAGCAGCGCCAAGACGAUCUGUUCGCCAACGAAAACAUCCUCGCCCGCGGCAAGAGCGCCCUCAAAGGUCUCAAGGGCGUCGACAACGUGUACACACAGCACACACCACACCUCGUCAAGACCCUCGACCACCUCCUGCGCGGCAAGCUCCGUACCUCCAGCUACCCGUUCGCCGGCACCGACGCCCCCGACGCCCCAGCGACCGUGUACCCCGGCGGACCGCCCACACGGCCGCAGGACGUGAUCGUAUUCGUCAUCGGCGGCACCACGUACGAAGAGGCGCGCAUGAUGGCCCUCCUGCAUGUGCCCGGCACCCACUUUGUGCUCGGCGGCACCACCAUCCACCGCUCCCAGUCGUUCCUGCACAUGAUGCAGCACACCGCGCAGCAUCUGCCCGCGUCCGUGACGCAGCCGCCGCCGUCGAUGGCGCAGAGCAUGCCGCACCUCCGCCUCGGGCCCGUGCAGCUCGCCGUGCCGCAGGAAGGCGAUCUCGAGCAGGUCGCCAUGGGCGCCAUGGACAUGCUGGGCCGCGUCAUCCGCCCUGGGCCAUAG